Molecule: messenger RNA, 2344 nt
Organism: Wyeomyia smithii (pitcher-plant mosquito)
Lineage: Eukaryota; Metazoa; Arthropoda; Insecta; Diptera; Culicidae
Exons: 2
Coding region: 1-1944 (647 amino acids)
Biological process (GO): DNA integration
Molecular function (GO): nucleic acid binding
Source: RefSeq, a predicted model, not a curated record
AUGGAUGGACAUACGGUUAAGAUUGAUAGGAGGUUUUUUUGGACAGAUGCUCGUGACGUAAUGUGCUGGCUAAAGUCAGAUCACCGAAAAUAUUCCCAGUUCGUUGCCUUCCGCGUUGGGGAGAUUCUAGAAAUCACAGAUGUCGAAGAAUGGAAAUGGAUUCGUGGGAAACUAAAUGUUGCCGAUGAAGGCACGAAAUGGGAUGGGCUACCAAGCUUUGAUAUUAACUGCCGAUGGUUUGCGGGACCUCCUUUCUUAUCGAAACCGAGAUCGGAAUGGCCAGAGGCAUCGAUCAAAGAAGAAACAAACGAAGAGCUCAGGCCAAGCGUGCUGCAUCAUCACGUCCAGGUGCCCGGAGGAAUCUUGUGUCCACAGAACUACUCCGAUUGGGGCCGUUUACAACGACUUACCGCUCUGACGCAACGUUUCCCUGCCAAUAUCAAACGAAAACGGAAAGGUGAGUUCUUGCCGCGAGGACCGCUAACAAGCCAAGAACUGCUUGCAGCGAGUAAUUUUCUAUAUAAGCGCGCUCAAUGGGAAUGCUACCAAGAGGAAAUGUCUUUGCUUUCUGCGGGUAAGCUAAAUUUUCCGAAAACCAGCUACUUACGAAAACUUAGCCCGUUUCUCGACGACGCUGGAGUAAUGCGUAUACAAGGCCGCAUUGAUAUUUGUGAUUUUGCUGACGAGAAAACACAAUUUCCGAUUGUGCUACCGAGACGUCAUCCUCUUACAAAACUAGUGCUUCAAGAUCUCCAUGAGAGGUAUCAUCAUCAAUGCAAUGAAACACUCGUAAAUGAGGCUCGGAGGAAAUUCGAAAUUCCAAGAGUGCGUGUGGAAUGCGAUAGAGUUCGUAGAGAGUGUAUCCGUUGUAAAAUCCGUCGUGCUGAACCUGACCCUCCCAAAAUGGCAAACCUACCGAAAGAGCGGUUAGCGGCCUUUGUUAGGCCGUUUUCUUACAUAGGGGUAGAUUAUUUCGGCCCGUACCAAGUCGUCAUUGGGCGACGUACUGAGAAGCGUUACGGUGUACUGGUUACUUGCUUAACGACACGGGGAAUUUACAUCGAGAUAGCCCAUACCCUCUCCACAGAUUCGUGCAUAAUGGCUCUCCGUAACUGUUUUUCUAGACGAGGAACACCACUGAAAAUAAUAAGCGAUCGAGGUACCAAUUUGGUGGGAGCGUCGAAGGAGCUCAAAACAGCUUUGGAUCAAGUCGACAGCGACAAAGUUGUUCGUGAGUUCACUACGACGUCUACUUCAUGGAUCUUCAACCCCCCGGCAUCCCCGCAUAUGGGAGGCAUGUGGGAGAGGAUGAUACAGACGGUUAAAAAGAUCCUAGAAGAAAUUAAACCGAAACGCUUGCUAUCCGACGAAGUCCUUAGGAACCUUAUGGCAGAAAUCGAAAACAUCGUGAAUAGCAGACCCUUGACGCAUGUUCCCGUUGACGGUGAAUCGUCUCCCGCUCUAACACCGAACCAUUUUUUGGUUGGAUCAUCGAACGGUUCUAAACCUUUGGUGCCGUACGACGAUAGCGGUUUGGCUUUGCAGCACUCGUGGAAAACAUCGCAAAUACUGGCAAACUAUUUUUGGAAGCGCUGGGUGCACGAGUAUACUCCCAUAAUUACACGCCGGGGAAAGUGGUUUAGCGCGGUAAAACCUAUUGCUGUUGGAGAUAUUGUCAUCGUCGUCGACCCCAACUUCCCGAGGAACUGCUGGCCGAAAGGAAGGAUUGUCGCAGUGAAGAUGUCGAAAGAUGGCCAAGUGCGCUCAGCAACGGUUCAAACCGCGGCUGGGAUUCACGAAAGACCUGCGGUGAAACUGGCGGUGCUUGACAUCGGGCCAAACAUAAGUAAGCCGGACCAGGGUCCAACUACUGAGGGGGACUGUUGCGAACGCCCCUCGUCAGUGAGCGCACAUUCAAGUCGACAUGCCGACCGCGACAGAUAACGCAGAUCAGUCAUCGGAUGCUGAAGUAAGAAGGAGAUCUACUCCAAAGUAUAAAACUGCCUUUUACUUGGAGAUCGCCGACCAGUGCGCACGUGCGAAAUUCAUCGCUACAUACCUACUUUGUCCAUAGUGGUUAAAUAUAUAAAUGUACCUAAUCUUAGUUGUUAAUAAUUAAUUCAAAAGAAAAUUAAUUCAAUCGACAUAUUGUAAUUCGGGUUAAGCGAGCACAAAAGCCACAAAACGUGAGUGAUAUAAAAACUUAUAUAUUAGAUCACAUACUUCAUCCUGUUCAUUUACAGGAAACUUUAACUCGACAAUAAUAAAUCAGUUAUAAAUUUUCGGAACUCGCUUUCUAUUCGUUGCAAACGCAACAGCAUCUUUUGCCUAUAAAAGCGUUUAU